Molecule: messenger RNA, 4150 nt
Organism: Gaeumannomyces tritici R3-111a-1
Lineage: Eukaryota; Fungi; Ascomycota; Sordariomycetes; Magnaporthales; Magnaporthaceae
Product: tetratricopeptide repeat protein 1
Exons: 2
Coding region: 304-3966 (1220 amino acids)
Biological process (GO): regulation of DNA-templated transcription
Cellular component (GO): Cdc73/Paf1 complex
Molecular function (GO): RNA polymerase II complex binding
Source: RefSeq, a predicted model, not a curated record
UGCCGACCACGCGCCAGGGCAGCCUCGUCUGGAAAAUAAUCUGAACAGCCCGGAUCCGAAUCUCGCGACAACACAAACGACCGCAUUCGUGGCAGCCUCCUCUAUCCCAAUCGAACUGCCGCCCAGGCAGACGGCUAGGCUGCCCAUCUGAUGAGCUUGGCUCUCUGUUUCGACGCCAUCCAAGCUUAAUUGACGUUUGCUGGAGCUCCCCCAUGUUAUAGCCAGAAGCAAGAGGAUCGUCGACGUCCCUCGACUCUCCCUCGCUCUCUCCCCAAUCCGUCACCGCCACAACCAUCCUCGAGGAUGUCACAAUCGACCCAGAACGGCGCUAAUGGCGGCGCUGCUGCGACGCAGUACACCAGCAAGCGCUUCUCUGAUGUUCCAACCGCCAUCGACGUCCCCGUCCAGGACGAGGACGAGGCCGUCGAAAUCAACCUCGAGGACCUUGUCGACGACCCCACCGAUCUUUGCGAUCUCUUCGAGAAUGAGAGCGCCGCGCGCACGUACUGGAUGGCCGUCGCGCUGGCCUAUGCAAAGCUGCACAAAAUCGACUGCGCCAUCGAGGUUUUGACGCGCGGUGGGAGCGCGAUGCAGGCCCAGAACCCGAGAGAGAAGCUUGGCCUCGUCAGCUGUCUGUGCUGGAUGUACCUCUGGAAGAGUCGUGAGGCUCCCCGCCUCGCCCCGGAGGGUACCCUCGCCUCCGAGGCGAAGACCAAGGAGUUCUACCUGCAGCUUGCCACCUCGACCCUUAACGAGGCCUCGCGAAUCAACCCUGCAUUCCCUCCGCUCUUCCUCGCCCGUGGAGUUCUUUACCUCCUCCGUGCGUCGCUGCAAGUGCCCAUGAAGCCUGGCCAGUCCGGCCCUGUCGACGCAGCCAAGGCCGACCUACUACGCUCAGCCCUCAAGUCUUUUGAGGACGCUAUCAGAGUCUCGCAGGGCAAGAAUAUGCUCGCCGUCAUGGGCAAGUCGAGGGCUCUGUUCUCUCUGGGGAAAUACGCUGAGGCUCUGGCUGGCUACCAGGACGUGCUCCAGAGGAUGCCAGACAUGGUCGACCCAGACCCGCGUCUCGGCAUUGGAGCCUGCUUCUGGCAGCUAGGAUACAAGGACGACGCGAGGGCCGCCUGGGAGCGUUGUCUCGAGAUCAACCCAGAUUCCAAGACGGCCAACAUCUUGCUCGGUCUCUACUAUCUGGAUGCUAGCGGCCAAGUCCCCACCAAUAGCCCAGAGUUCAUUAGGCUGUACAAGAAGGCUAUGACAGAGUACACACAAAAGUCCUUCAAGCUCAGCAAGGACCUCCCUCUCACAUGCGCCACCUUUGCUGGCUACUUCUUGUCGAGGAAAUCCUUCCAAAACGUCGAUUCGCUUGCGCACAAGGCGAUCCAGUUUACCGAUGUCAACGCCAUUGCCAGUGACGGUUGGUAUCUGCUUGCUCGCAAGGAGCAUCAUGAAGGGGAUGUGGACAAGGCGGCCGACUACUACCGUCGGUCCGACGAUGCCAGGGGUGGGACAGAGCGUGGCUAUUUACCAGCCAAGUUUGGCGCGGCGCAGCUUUCUGUCGUCAAGGAGGACCUCGGCGAGGCCAAGCUUCGGCUCGAGAAGAUGAUCCAGCAGUCCAGAACCUAUGAGGCCAUGAUACUGCUAGGAACUCUCUACGCAGAGGAAGUGUUUGCGAAUCAGUACGCCACUGUCAAGGAGGACAAGUCGGGAGAGGUGAAGAAGGCAAUCAGCCUGUUGGAGGGCGUGAGAGCUGCUUGGAAGGACACCAAGAAGAAUCUGGCCCCCGAUGCGUCUGUUCUUCUGAGCCUUGCUCGGCUCUAUGAGGUUGACAAUCCCGACAAGGCUCUCCAGUGCCUGCAACAAGUCGAGCAGCUGGAGACGGAGCAGAUCGCAGAGGCCGACAGGCCAACCGGCAUCGAGGACGAGGCAGAACUUCGCGCCGCCGUGCGGAAGCUCCUGCCACCGCAGCUCCUCAACAAUAUCGGCUGCUUCCACUCGCAGAACGAGAGGCACGAGACUGCCAGUGACAUGUUCGAGGCGGCGCUCGGUGCCUGCAUGCGCAUUCAGGAGGGCGACGAGCAGAUGGACACGGACGCCCUUGUCACAACCAUCAGCUACAAUUUGGGACGAAGCUACGAGGCUCGCGGCCUUUCCGACCAGGCUAUCGAGGUAUACGAGGGCCUGCUCAAACGCCACGAUGACUAUACGGACGCCAAGACCCGUAUGGCCUACUUGAAGCUGCGAAAGCAACCCAACAAGGAGGGCCCGGAUGCUGUCGCCAAGCUCUACCAGGAGCACCCGGCCGACCUGGAAGUGCGGGCGCUGUAUGGCUGGUAUCUUGGCAAGGUUCACUCGAGAAAACGACAGGUCAACAUUGCCGACGAUCCCGAGCUCCGCCAUUACCGGCACACGCUGCAACACUACGACAAGCAUGACUGCUACGCGCUUGUUGGCAUGGGCAACCUGUAUCUGGCGUCAGCCAGGGAGAUGCGACGCGAGACGGACCAGGACAAGGCCAAGAGGAGUGCCACGUACAACCGGGCGGUCGAGUUCUUCGAAAAGGCAUUGCAGUUGGACCCCAAGAAUGCAUACGCAGCGCAAGGAAUUGCGAUCGCCCUGGUUGAGGACAGGAAAGAUCACAAGAACGCGCUACCCAUAUUCCUGAGCGUCCGCGACACAAUCAAAGACGCACAGGUCUAUGUAAACCUCGGCCACAUCUUUGCCGAGCUGCGGCAGUUCACCAAGGCGAUUGAAAACUACGAAGCGGCUCUCGCCAAGGAGGGAAAGGCAAACGACCCCAGCAUCUUGGCAUGCCUUGGUAGAACCUGGCUGAACAAGGCUCGCUCGGAGCGCGACCUCGACGCGUACAAGAUGGCUCUCGAAUGCGCAAAGAAGGCUCUCGAUGUCGCCCCUGAGCAAGUUCACUUCAAGUUCAACGUUGCGUUUGUGCAGAUCCAGCUCGCGACCACUAUUAAUGGUCUCAGCGAAACACAGCGCUCGCUCGAGCAACUGCAAGAUGCGGCGGCGGGUCUCGAGGCGGCGAUUGUGGCCCUGGACGAGAUUGCGAAGCACCCGCAGACUCCUUACCCGAAACAGGACGUGGAGCAGCGUGCGAGCAUGGCUCGCAACACGCAGAGGAAGCAGCUGGAGCGGGCCAUCGCAAGCCAGAAGGAGUACGAGGAGAAGAACAAGGAGAAGCUCGAGGCGGCCAAGAAGAAGCGACAGGAGGAGUUGAGGAGGCGAGAAGAGGAGAAGCAGAAGGCACUGGAUGCGGAGCGGGAGCGGCAGGAGAAGAUCAAGAAGGAGCGCGAGGCCAUCAUGGCGAAAGACCGGGAGCUGGCGGAGCAGCGGAUGGCAUCGGAGCGGGCUCGCGAGGCGGCGGAGAUGACGACAGAUUCGGAGACGGGCGAGAAGGUCAAACGCAAGCGCAAGGCGGCGGCGCGGUCAGAGCCGCGCGAGCCGCGGGCAGGCAGGAGUGGCGGUGGACGGUCGCGCAAGAAGAAGGUGGACAAGAGCGGAGACGAGGAGUCGGACGAGGAGAGGCAGCCCAAGAAGAAGCGGCGGCUCACGGCCAAGAAGGAGAACGCCAAGUACAAGUCGGCCGAGAUCGUUGUGGACAGCGACGAGGAGGGCAACGACGACUACGACGCUCUUGACCGGGCUGAAAAGGAUCUGGAGAAUGAUAGGCUCACGACUCCAGAGGACUCUGACGCCGACGAAGGCAGCCGCAGCCGCCAACGUCGCUCGAAGAAGAGCCGCAGACGUAGCAACGAUGAAGACGACCGUAUGGAGGUUGACGGCGAUGCCGGCGCCAACGACGACGACGCCGAUGCGGUGUCGCGACCGAAGCGGUCCCGGAGGGCCGGCCGGGUACUGGACGAGAGCGACGAGGACGAGGACGAGGGUGGCGGUGCCUCGCCCCGGGCGGCUGCGGCGGCGGACACGACGAUGGGUGACGACGAAGAGUGAUUCGUUGCGCCUUAUGCUACCAAUUAGACUGAUCUAUCUCGUGAUGGGAGGGCCAAAAGUCGAUACAAAUUAUUAUUAUUUCAUCUUCUUCCUGGGGCGUAUCAGGGUGUGUUACACCCGGCAUCUAAGCUGUAAACGCAUACACCAAUUCUCGCCAACGCACCCUCUCCUUCUGUCAGUCUCA